Contarinia nasturtii (swede midge) is the source of this 2265-nucleotide messenger RNA. It is a transcript of the gene Zw, whose product is annotated as glucose-6-phosphate 1-dehydrogenase. The transcript is spliced from 5 exons. Gene Ontology annotation, molecular function: glucose-6-phosphate dehydrogenase activity; NADP binding. Bases 184 to 1758 code for a protein of 524 amino acids. The record is from RefSeq and is a predicted model, not a curated record. NCBI's taxonomy places the organism in Eukaryota, Metazoa, Arthropoda, Insecta, Diptera, Cecidomyiidae. Gene Ontology annotation, cellular component: cytosol. Gene Ontology annotation, biological process: pentose-phosphate shunt, oxidative branch; glucose metabolic process.
UAGUCUUGUUACUGCAGCGAGCGCAAGUGUUUUCAUUCGCUUUUUGGUUAAUUGCCUUUCAAAUUUCAUUGGAUAGAAUUUGCUUUUUUCUUUGUUCUCUAUUUGUCUAAAUUGGCAUUUGUUUGUGAAAUAAUUCUUCUUUUCAAUUUAAUUGAAGUCUAAUUUUUGAAAGAAUCAAUCAAAAUGACAGGACACGGGUCGGAUUCAUCGAAUACAACCGAAGAAGCGUUAAAACUAAUUCGACGCUCACUUAAAUCAAACAGCAUGGAUCGAGUUGAAGGCGCUCAUUUUGAUGGUUCAUAUCCUCACGUAUUCAUUACGUUUGGUGCAUCGGGUGAUUUGGCAAAAAAGAAAAUCUAUCCAACAUUAUGGUGGUUGUUCCGUGACAAUUUGUUGCCAACCGGCACCAUUUUUUAUGGAUAUGCUCGCUCCAAAUUGACGACAGCCGAGCUUCGUGCCAAGUGUGAUCCAUACAUGCAAGUCAAAUCUGGCGAACAAGCUCGAUACGAAGAAUUCUGGCGUUUGAAUUAUUACUUCGCUGGAGGCUAUGACUCUCGUCGUGACUUUGAACUUUUGAACCAGGAAAUUAAAAAAUUCGAAAAUGUACCACAUGCAAACCGUUUAUUUUAUUUGGCACUUCCACCAUCGGUUUUCGAUUCGGUAACGGAAUUGAUCAAAGCCACUUGUAUGGGUGAAAAAGGUUGGAAUCGUGUGAUCAUUGAAAAACCAUUCGGCAAAGAUGCGGAUUCAUCAAAAAAAUUGAGCGAUCACUUGGGAAAAUUAUUCUCGGAAGAACAACUUUAUCGUAUCGAUCACUAUUUGGGAAAAGAAAUGGUACAAAAUUUGAUGACCAUUCGAUUUGGAAAUAAAAUCUUCAGUCCAACAUGGAAUCGUGAGAAUAUUGCUGCCGUUAUGAUAACAUUCAAAGAGCCAUUUGGAACCGGUGGUCGUGGUGGUUAUUUCGAUGAAUUCGGCAUUAUUCGUGAUGUGAUGCAAAACCAUUUGUUGCAAAUUCUAUCGUUGGUUGCUAUGGAAAAACCGGCCUCAUGCCAUCCGGAUGACAUUCGUAAUGAAAAAGUAAAAGUGUUGAAGAGUAUCGAUAACAUUAAGCUGGAAGAUACGGUUUUGGGUCAAUAUGUUGCCGAUCCAAAUGGUGAGGGUGAAGCUAAAAUGGGAUACAGAGAUGAUCCAACCGUUCCGGCUGGCUCAACAACACCAACUUAUGCGUUGGCCGUGCUACGCAUUAACAACGAACGUUGGGAUGGUGUUCCAUUCAUCUUACGAUGUGGCAAAGCACUUAAUGAACGCAAAGCCGAAGUUCGUAUUCAGUAUCACGAUGUUCCCGGCGAUAUUUUCGAAGGAAAACCAAAACGUAAUGAAUUAGUUAUUCGUGUACAACCAGGAGAAGCGUUGUACGUUAAAAUGAUGACCAAAUCACCCGGCAUCACUUUCGAUAUGGAAGAAACUGAAUUGGAUCUUACAUAUGGAUGCCGUUAUAAGGAAGUUAAAUUGCCUGAUGCAUAUGAACGUCUCAUUUUGGAUGUAUUCUGCGGAUCUCAAAUGCAUUUCGUUCGUUCAGAUGAGCUGGAGGAAGCUUGGCGGAUAUUCACACCACUAUUGCAUGAAAUCGAAUCGAAACAGGUGCCACCAAUUCCAUAUGUGUACGGUUCACGUGGUCCAAAGGAAGCAAAUGAAAAAUGCACCGAAAACAACUUCAAAUACUAUGGAUCAUACAAAUGGAAACCAAAGCAACCAUGAUCAAUACACCAACAUACUUAUAUAUAUUUUAUUUACUACACAUUCCUAACAAAUUUGACCGCACAUCGGAUACCUAAGGAUAUUUUAAUUAGACAUAAUAUUUCAUUGAAAAAAAAAGUUUAAACAAGACGAUUCAUGAACGUUCGCACCACGGAAACAAAAUUGAUGCGUUAAGUUUAACCAAAAACUGUCUCAAAGUCACUGUGAUUAUCAUAAUUCCAAUGCCGAGAUCACAUGCUCAACCAAUGUAUUCGGCGUGCGAUCGGACAAUAUGAGAAAAUAAGACAAUUUUGAUAUCGUUUUUAUAAUCGGUCGCAUUCUCUAGGUUCGAAUAUGGUUUUUCCAUACGUACAAAAAUUAACCCGCGCGCUCUUAUGGUUUUUCUUUUUUUUAGUAGACAUACGCAAGCAAGUAUUUUGUUUCAGAAUUUAUUGUUUGUUUAGGAAUUUUGUUGGAUUUUUUUGUUUCAAUAAAGAAUCACUUUACUUUUUACUUUGCAUAUACAAA